Messenger RNA from Talaromyces marneffei, 1086 nucleotides. RefSeq lists its product as uncharacterized. The transcript has 2 exons. Lineage: Eukaryota; Fungi; Ascomycota; Eurotiomycetes; Eurotiales; Trichocomaceae. Gene Ontology annotation, cellular component: plasma membrane; fungal-type vacuole. The coding region runs from base 1 to 1086 and encodes 361 amino acids. The record is from RefSeq and is a predicted model, not a curated record.
AUGUCUCUCGAUCUCAGCGAGGCGGGUGUUAUGACGCCUUUUUGGCCGGGCACAAACCUCACCUCUCAGCAUGACGGACAAUGCUUCGGCAACGUAACCUUGUGUUUGAACAGCGAUGUUCUCUGCGAUCUGUCGACAUGCGAUCUCACUCUGGCGCACUUCACAUACCUCCCGAAUUUGGGUGCGAAUGCUUUCCUGGCCGCCCUAUUUGGUAUUUGCGCUUUGGUGCAGUUCGGUCUCGGUAUCCGCUACAAGACCUGGGGAUUUCUUGUUGCGGCUAUCUGCGGUUUGGCCCUGGAGAUCAUUGGAUACGCAGGCCGGGUUAUGAUCAACCAGAGCCCGUUCGACAAGAACAAUUUCUUGAUCUACCUUGUGUGUCUGACGAUCGCCCCGGCUUUCCUUUCCGCAUGCAUCUACCUUUGCCUGGCUCGCAUAAUCGUGGUAUAUGGUGAGAGUUUGAGUCGCUUUAAGCCUCGCUUCUACACCAUUGUCUUUUGUACUUGCGACUUCAUUUCUCUCCUUCUCCAGGCCAUUGGUGGUGCAAUUGCUUCUAUCGCCACUGACUACACCACGACUCAAUUGGGUAUUCAUAUCAUGAUUGGCGGUCUCUCCUUCCAGGUGUUCUCUCUCGUGCUUUUCAUCAUCCUAUGCAGUGACUUCGCAUAUCGUGUUUGGCGCAGCCCUUUCCACUGGGACACUAGCCGCAAGGAGGUUUUUGAAAGUAGAAUCUUCAUGUUCUUCCUCGGCGGUCUGUCCCUCGGUACUCUGACGAUAACAAUCCGAUCCUGUUUCCGAGUUGCUGAACUGUCAGGUGGCUUCCACGGAAACUUGGCCAACAACGAGGCCACCUUCAUGGUCCUUGAGGGUGCCAUGAUUGGAAUAGCGUCAAUCUGCUUGACAGCUCUCCAUCCUGGUGUCGCUUUCCGAGGAACGUGGGCUGAUUCUGACUUCAAUUUCUUCCACUCAAAGAAGAAGUCAUUUGAUGCAGAAGCUGAAACCGAAAACGAAUUGGAAACGAAGGCACCCUCGACAUCAGCAUCGGAGGCCAUUCAAAACUCUAUCGAUUUGGAGACCCCAGUACGAUAA